UCCAGAGUUAGAGUGCUGUGUGGAGUGAGCAAGACAUCACAUGGAUAUCAACUGAUUCACUUUACAGGAUACUGGUGUUUUUAAGAGAACCAUUGGUUUUCAGUAUCAUGGCCGGCUGGACUUUAAAUGGCACAUUUUCAACUGGGCAGAGUUGCUUGGAAGUCUGUUUCAUACAGCAAGCGAAAGCAGUGCGUGAGCAGCUCAUGUUUUUUCAGCGCAUAAAUUAACAGGAAAUCGUGAACUCCGAGAAAACCAAGGCAUUUGUUUCGAAGACCACUUGACUGGCUGACAUGGAAGGGAAAGAGGAAAUCAGUGAUACAGACAGUGGGGUUAUUCUACAUUCUGGGCCUGACAGCCCCACCACAGUGAUGAAGGACGUGAAUACUCAUACUCGGGCCAUGAAACUAAAGCAGCAGGCUCUGGAGGACAGGCUGAAGCUGUGUUUACUGGAGCUCAAGAAACUCUGUAUCAGAGAGGCUGAGCUCAUAGGACAUUUGUCCUCAGACUAUCCCCUGUUACCUGGUGAGAAGACCCCUCAAAUUCGCAGGCGCAUUGGAACUGCUUUUAAACUUGAUGAACCAAGCAUCCUACACAGAACUGAGGACUCUGAGCUGAGCUCUGUGGAGGCUAAACUGGCUCUGCAGCAUCAGAUAAAAGUGGCGGUCCAGAGGCUGUGCCAGGAGGAACAUCUCAGCAAGUCGGUGAAGAGAAGUCGUCAACAGCAGUACCAGCGUGAGGAGAGGAAACUCAAAGAUCUGCAGGAAGCUGCAUUCAGGUUGAGGCUAGAACAUGGCCGAUCCUCACCGCGCCCUGGCAUGAUUGCACAGAGAGAUCAAGGUACUUCAGACAAUAGUUCAUUGUGUGACUCGGCGGUGUUAGAUGAGGAGGAGCUAACAAGUCAGUCUUCCCAGCUUUCUUCAGAGCCUCCUGCUCAUGCUGUAGACCCUCAGCCUUCACCCCCAGGCAUCUCUCAUCCCCCUCCUCAUACACCCACAGGCCCCUCUUACAGGCGCCCUGAGUCCAUUCCCCGCCAAACCCCCACACAAUCGCUAGAGGACUUACACCCCUGCCAGAGCCCAAUCCUAGAGCAAGACCCUGCCCCCAUUCAAAACUCUCCAUGGACGGAGUCGAGUCUGGACCAGCCUUAUCAGAAACAGAAAAGAUCUCAUUCUAGUAGCACCAAAUCCAGUAGUCCUGCUGUUACCCCCACCUUGCCUCCUCUGGAAGUUUGUCUUGCGGAGGCUGGAAUAACACUGCAGAUACCCACCCAUACAGCCCUGAGACACACGCAAUCCUGCAGUGCACCCUCCACUCCAGAGAUGCACCUGCGCAGAAGACAAUCCCUCAGAGUUCCCAACACUGAGCCGAAUUAUGGUCCAGAUCGGGAGCAUGGGUGCUCUAGGGGUCCCAGAAGACUGUUAACAGACUUUGCGUUGUCAUCACCAGACUACUCUCCUGUGAGAUUAACUGUAGGAAAUCCGAUAUACUACUCCAGCUCUGAGGACAGCAACUCUGAGCACUCAGUCCAAUCGUACGCCAGCUCACCCUGCCAGGAGCACUCUGGGGAACUGCCGUGGCACUACCAACCACAGUACGGAUACCAAUACGGCAGCUUCGCCGAUAACAGCGUACCACAGAGAUAUUCCCCUACCCACUUCUACAAAAACACCCAGAACCAGUCCUCACCUAGUUUUUCCAGGGGGUAUGUAGAGGAUGGAUGGGGCCAUCAUUUAGAUAUGGACACCGGAAGGUUAUAUAUAAGCCACCAGGCCCCUUUCCCUGCUUACUCCAAUGGCCACUAUGAGUACUGCUAUAAUGAGGCUUUGCCUCAUCAGCAGCAAAGUUGCAGGAUUUUACCCGCCCAUAUGAGACUGUCGCGGGCCCCUUCACUAAGAGAGUAUCCUCCUAACCACCCGAGCAGAGGCCUACCUCGCCAGGUGGUGUCCGAGGAGCUCAAAUCUUGGCGUCAGCGCAGCCAACUCCAACCGCCUCGACAACAAUCGCUGGACCGAAACAGGCAGGACGCGCUCCGCAUCCGAAAUGCGUCAGGACGAGUGUCACCACUUACCCUUUCCCACCACCACAAGUUCCAGGAACAGCAGGUAUCUCAGAAACAGGUCAUUCUGAGGACUCCAGACAGGAUGUACGAGGAUGACUCUGAGGUUGCCAGCCAGGUGUAAACACCUUUCCUGGAACCUUGGACACAGUUCUGACAAGAGUCCUAUUUAUUCAAUAAUUUAUUGAGCUGAUGGACUGAAGUGAAGACUUGAGAUUUUUAACAUUGAACAACAUUUAGAGAUAUUUCAAGCUUUUUUUGCAACCAUUUAAAAUGGCUUGUCCUAAAAUAUGAUAUGACAAAGUUUUACUGUGAAAGAUAAAAGUAAUUAUGUUUUAUAGUUUUUUAUUGAUAAACUUAAGGAAAGGUUUUUGUAUGAUGAAAUAAAUCUAGUUUGUUACUAAUUUUGGUAACACUACAAUAAGGUUCCAUUUGUCAACAUAAUCUUGGUUAAUGUAAAUUUUAACAUAUAGUAAUAAAGUUUUUUUAAUAUCAAAAGUUGUAUUUUUAGCAUUAGUUAAUGCUCUAUGAACUAACAUUAAUAAUGAACAAUUGUAUUUUUAUUAACCAACAUUAACAAAGAUUAUAAAAAUGCAUUAAUUAGUGUUAAUGAAUGGAGCAUUAUUGUAAAGUGUUACCCUAAUGUUUUAUGUUUCUUGUUUGAUACUGGGCUGAAUAAAGUUAAAAAAUAUGGAAUUAUUCUUCAUUCUGAUGUAUUAAUUGUACUACAAUGUAUUCAUUUUACUGAUAGUUUUGAUUUACAAAGUAAAUCUUCAAAUGGGAAAUAAUCAAUAGUGUAAGAAAACAUAAAAAAAGAAAAAAUGUAGAUGUAGUAUAAACCACCUCUGAUUUUGGUGGCAUAAUCACAGUUUUCCUCUU
This is a messenger RNA of Myxocyprinus asiaticus (Chinese sucker), 2935 nucleotides long. RefSeq names its product innate immunity activator protein-like. The record is from RefSeq and is a predicted model, not a curated record. Gene Ontology annotation, biological process: adherens junction maintenance; positive regulation of protein ubiquitination. The transcript is spliced from 11 exons. Bases 291 to 2180 code for a protein of 629 amino acids. NCBI's taxonomy places the organism in Eukaryota, Metazoa, Chordata, Actinopteri, Cypriniformes, Catostomidae.